This is a messenger RNA of Polistes canadensis, 3134 nucleotides long. RefSeq names its product tubulin glycylase 3A-like. Bases 696 to 3077 code for a protein of 793 amino acids. NCBI's taxonomy places the organism in Eukaryota, Metazoa, Arthropoda, Insecta, Hymenoptera, Vespidae. The record is from RefSeq and is a predicted model, not a curated record. Gene Ontology annotation, biological process: protein polyglycylation; cilium movement; cilium assembly. The transcript is spliced from 11 exons. Gene Ontology annotation, cellular component: cilium. Gene Ontology annotation, molecular function: protein-glycine ligase activity, initiating.
AGAUAAAGGAAAGUAUAAAAAUGAAAUUUAAAUAAUUUUUAAUUAUUUUAUGUGUUACCUGCAAAAAUAUAAAAGUUAUUAAAAAACAUUAUAAAGUAAUUAAUUUCUAUAGACGAAAUGCAUAGAAGAAACUGAUGAAAGGAAUAAAAAUAUUAUAUUAAAUAAAAAGUUCAAAGAAACUAAUUACAAUUAUAACGUCUAUGGUAAGCGGUCUUUGCCUGAAUUUUACUUGCAAUGGAAUGUAUAGCAUAUAAAAUAUGAUAAACAUUACAUUGAAAGUAAAAUACCAUUGCCCAGGUCUAACCACGAGGAGGUAACCGCUUCUGAAGACCCACGACGGAUGUGCAUUUUAAAGAAUAACGCAAAUGAAUAAAAUUUGAAUGAAAAAAAAAAAAUUAUUAAAACGAGAACCCUUUUUUAGGUAUUCGAGAAAAAGGUUUCAUUUCAAUAUCUUAAUUUACUAAGGAAUAAAUUUGACAAGAAUUUAAUCGAUCUGAAAUAGAUAAUAAAAACAAAAAAUUCCGAAGCAAUCGAAUAUCGCUAAUCGAUAUCAUGAAAUAAUCUCAAUUAAUCUUUUAUAUAUGUAACCUUUUUUUCGAUCUAAUCAUAUCUCUAAAUUAAACUAUUAAUCACUAAUCAAUCUGAUUUAUAUUGAACUUUUAAAUUUAAAUUUGACCAUUUUUUUUAUAAUACUCAUGUUCACGAAUAUGGAACAAAAUUCUCAUUGUAACAAUCUAGAUCGUUUCCAUUCAGGAUUAAGACACGAUACUAUUAUUCGUGGACAAUCUGCUGCUACUGCUGCUACUACAAUAAAUAAAAUAAAUUCUCAACAAUCAACUAAAAGAUUGGCUUCAGUCAGUGAGCCUGGUGCAACCAACAAACGGAACGAACCGAAGAAAUCAGCGAUAUCUCCAAAAAAUGACUUUUUAUUGCAAGGAUUUUAUAAGUCCAAACUUGUCCAAGUUAAACAACAAAGAAAACAAUUUGAACAACAAGUUUUAAAAUCCGUUAUAAGACCAACCAAUUUGAUUCCAUCGCCAAUUAUUUUAAAUAAAAGUACGGAUAAAGUACGAAGGCCAACGUCUACUCGAACAUUGUUAAAUUUCAACCACAAUAAUGAAGAAAAAAAUAUCGAUAAACCUUCGAUUCUUUCUAAAACGACGAAAAAUAAUUAUCAAACGAUCGCCAGCAUAGAUGAUAUUUCGGAUUCUAAUGAAGAAGCUGUGAAUAAUUUUUUAUUACCAAAAGAUAAUUUAUCGUCUGAAGAAAGUCAUUCUAUUAAUUUUAAGGCUAACACAUCUGAAGAGAUAGAAUCCGAAAAUAAAUCUAUUGAAUCUAAAACAAUUGAAAUGGAAGAAAUAUCGGUGGAAAAUGCAAAUAUAGAUCAUAACGGUAACAAGGCAACUUAUUUUGUGGUUCAACGAAGAGUGGAAGAAGCUAUCAAGAAUAAGAAAAUUUUUUUAAUACGUGGCGAUAUUCCAUAUUUGGAAAAUACAUUGAAGAAAAGAGGUUGGAUAAAAAAAUACGAGUCUAGAAAAUCGAGACACCUGCCUUAUGGUAGUUCAGCUAUCACGGAUCCACCGUCAAUUGGUAAUAUUCAUCUUCCAGAUGGAUCCUUGAACGAAGAUUAUGUUAUCUUCAGUGUGUUGAAACAUAUCUCGCCAGAUUUUAUAUGGGAUUGUCGAAAUGAUUUUGUCGAAUGGACGGGUCAUAUCAAACCUGAUACUUUGUUGAAUAGAUUUGAAAAAUCAUUUAUAUACACGUCGAAGCUUGGAAUGGCAACAAUUUUGGAAAACGUUCAUUGGUAUAUCGAAGAUGACGUUGCAAGUGUACAAUAUCCAAGAAGUUACAACGUUGCACGCGACAAAACUGCAUUUACUGAUGAUUAUCGACAAACUGCAGCAGUGAGCUUUUUAAAAUGGUUCAUCGAUCAAAUCGAACAAGGUGUUCAUUUAUCUAAUAAAGGCUCGUCGCCUAUUUCUCCGAAACAAAUCGAAUUUGCGAUAAAACGAUGCGAGGAAUUUAUUGCCAUGAAAAACGACGAAUAUUUGGACACACCAGAAGUCCUCAUUUCUUCGAUAGAAUGGGAUAAAUUUAUCGACGAUUACAUUAUGGCUGUUCAUCAUGGCAAUGGAAUUAUAGAUGAAGAAUCGGAACAAAUCGACAGUGAACGAUCGUCUUUAAUCAUUUUAUACAACUUAGCGUUGGAAACUUUAAAGAAAGUAAAAGAAAUCGAUCCUCAAUACGAAUUAAACGGAACCCGAAAUAUUUGGAUUCUAAAGCCAAGUAAUUAUUGUUGUGGAGUAGGAAUUGCAAUGGCUCAUAAAUUAAGUUACAUUAUUAAGAGAGUACAGGAUUGCGCGAGAGAUUAUUUUAUUGUACAAAAAUAUAUAGAAAAACCAUUACUGGUAAGGGAUACGAAAUUCGACGUUAGACAAUGGUACCUUGUUACCAGCAGUUAUCCUUUAACUAUAUGGAUUUACAAAGAAUCAUUUUUACGUUUUAGCUCAAGACCGUUUUCUUUUGAUAGCUAUCACGAAGCCAUACACAUUUGUAACACUGCGGUCCAGAACAAAUAUAUUAUUCCUAAAAAUUCCAUUCGUUCUCUAGACUGGGAUUGCGAGAAACUUAAUGAAUAUUUAAAAACGAUAGGCUAUACGGGAGAACCAUGGUACGAAAAAAUCUAUCCAAAAAUAUGUCAAGCUAUAAUUGCUACUAUGUUAGCAGCCCAAGAACAUAUGGAUAAAAGAAGAUACAGCUUUGAAUUAUAUGGAGCAGAUUUUGUAAUAAUGAAUGAUCUGUCGGUUUGGUUGAUAGAGAUUAAUACAAAUCCUCGUAUGCAUCCACCUGGAACUAGAAUCACUCAAAGAUUAUACCCUAAUGUAUUAGAGAGUCUUAUAAAAGUCAUAAUGGAUUAUCCAUUCAAUCCAAACGCGGAUACAGGAGAUUUUGUGCUGGCAUAUAAACAAAUGAUCACUGAUGUACAGCCAAACACUGGAUUAUGUCUGACUACUGUGGGUAAAUCUAUUCUACCAAAAUCCAAAAGUUUACAACAUACGAAUUGGCAAUAUCUGUGAAUUGAUUUUUUACAAAAUCUUUUAUAUAUAUAUAAUAUAUUAUAUAUAUAUAUAUAU